Molecule: messenger RNA, 1071 nt
Organism: Megalops cyprinoides (Indo-Pacific tarpon)
Lineage: Eukaryota; Metazoa; Chordata; Actinopteri; Elopiformes; Megalopidae
Product: actin-related protein 2/3 complex subunit 5-like protein
Exons: 4
Coding region: 1-453 (150 amino acids)
Biological process (GO): cell migration; regulation of actin filament polymerization; Arp2/3 complex-mediated actin nucleation
Cellular component (GO): Arp2/3 protein complex; cytoplasm; actin cytoskeleton
Molecular function (GO): actin filament binding
Source: RefSeq, a predicted model, not a curated record
AUGGCGAAAAACACGCUCUCGUCGCGGUUUCGGAGGGUUGACAUCGAUGAAUAUGAUGAGAACAAAUUUGUGGACGAGCAGGAGGAGACGGCUGAGCAACAGGGACCGGACGCCGCCGAGAUAGACAAUCUCAUCAGGCAAGGAGACAUGAUGACGGCUUUUCACAUUGCACUGAGGAACCCUCCAAUCAACAGUAAGAACCCGGCAAUAAAGGAGCGGGCGCGGGCCGUGGUGCUCCGGGUGCUGACGUCGUUCCGGACCGCGGACAUCGAGGCGGCUGUCAGGUCUCUGGACAGGAACAGUGUGGACCUGCUGAUGAAGUACAUCUACAGGGGGUUCGAGAAGCCAGCGGAGAACAGCAGUGCCAUCCUACUGCAGUGGCACGAAAAGGCUUUCGCUGUCGGAGGCUUAGGUUCCAUUGUGCGAGUGCUCACAGCUAGAAAGACUGUCUGAACUGACUGACUGAGCACCGGGAGCCGAGGAGGAAGAGGAGAACUGAACAGGAAGUCCCAGGGCUGCCUACUGUUCUAUCUCUACACUGUUACGCCUUUCAGGACGGAAUCCAUUCAAAUCAAGAAGAAAAAAAUAUAUAUAUAUAAAAUAAAAGAGAGAAAAAAGGAAAUGACAGGUUUGUGAAGGGGAAAUAUUCUUGUAUUUAAUGUACAUUAUUAAUAUUAUUUUCUAUAUCAUAUAUGGUCUUUGGGCAUCCUGACAUGCCAGUUUUGGGUUUGAUUAUUAUUGAAUGUGAAGAUAUGAGAGAAUAAUGAAGAUUAACUGAAAAGGGCUGUUUGCAAGAGCAGCCAUGAAUACGCCAUGGUCAGUGGCACAAAAGGGGCGGCGUACUGUUCGGAGUACAACAGGGUACUCCAACAAAAGCAUUUUAUUUAGCUGGCUUAGUACUGAAUAUUUAGAUUUUAUUCUUUUUUCUCAUUGUGAUUUUUGUACAGAGAGAAGCAUACAUUUAAUAUAAUGCAAUGGAAAUGAUUUGAAUUCUUUUCUGAGGGGGGGAGGGGUCAUUGUAAAGUGCCUGCGACAAUAAAGCUCAUGGAUCAUCUUUUUUUUUUUUUUGGA